AUGAUUUACGAAGGUCAAAGGAAAUCGCAUUACGAAGAAAAUGAAGCAGAAAAGAAACAGAACAUCGAUCUAAUUGACACGCUAAAGAAGGAAAUAAAGUUAAGAACAGAAGAGCUGAUACAAGCUCGUGCGGUGAUCGGAGACGAGGAGGCUCAGGUUAAGAAGUAUCUUAACGCCAUCUGUCCACUUAAUAAUAAAACUGCUGAUCAGAUAAUACAUAAUGUGGACUUAAAAGUCAUAGAACAGAGAAAGAUGUUAGAUCUUUUGAAGUACGAGAAACGGAGCAAAAAGAACAAACUCAAAGAUCUGGAGAAAGAAUAUGAAUUACUAUUGAUCGAGAGCACCAAAAGUGAUAUUGUAAAAUCUAAAUUAACUACAAAAGCUAAAAAGCACGUCUCACAUUUAGAGAAUGAAAUACACAAGGUACUUGUGCAAUGGACGGAAGCCGAAUUAGUCAAGAAGAAGUAUUCCUCUAUCAGACAAGCUCUCGUUGAAGACUCUGUCAAGUUUGAAAGCUCCCUCGGCCAUAUAGAAGAACUUUUGAAGAAACAACAGGAAGAAAUUAAUAAGAUCGAAUGUGUGCGCGCGGAGGCAGCAGAGACGCGCGUUCGCGCAGCAGCUGCAGCCGCAGAGGAGGCAGCACGCGCUCAUGCCGCGGAGCAUGGCCGUGCUGCCGAGCGCGCUUACUUCGCGCAUCGGUUCCAAGAGCGAAGACAGGAACUGGAGAAAUUAGAAAAGAGGAUAUUUCCUCCUCCUGUGCGACCAGUUAUUCACGAGGAGAUGAACGGUUCUGUGGAGGGCGACGUGGAGGAGGAGGCGUCCGCCGCGGCGCAGAUGGAAGAAAUAUUUCAAGGCUUAAUGAAGCUUACAGGAGUGUCAGAGCCGGAGGAGGUGCUGGUGCGGUUCCGUGCACAACGUGAGACAUGCCGGCGGCUGGGCUGGCUGCAGCGUGGUGCUGAGGAUGAGAAACUCCGUCUGGAGCAGGCGCACACUGCACUGCUCGCAGAACUAGAGGGCUUCAAAUUUGCCUCCGUAAAGGACAAAGACGAAGGUCAAGAUCUAAUAAACGAACUUAAAAGUGAAAUAGAAAAUGAACAGCGAAUUUAUUGUGAUGUACAAAAGAAGAUGGAAGAAGUUGACUCAUUCCUGUUGGAGAUAAAGAGAUUAUUAUAUGAUCUGUGCAAACUGCUCGACGUAAUUCCCGAGCCAAGUAUACCGGAAUGGACGGCAGAAGCGAGAGAUAUUCAUGAGAUAAUGGCUGUCCUCACAGCACGCUUUGAGAAAGCGCGCGCUCGUACUGAACUUAUUAAAGAGAAACGAACAGAUUAUACAACUAUUGUAGUGCCAUCUAACACGACCAGUGCAGCGCCAUCUGUCGCCGGACUGAGCGCGUACAGUCACAGUACGCCGAAAGAAUCUGAGAGAGCUAUACCAACAUACAAAGAGCUUUUGCAAAGAGAACCUGUUAAAGCACCAGUAUCUGAUGAGGAAGAGGAUAUUCCAUCUCGCUGCUACCUGAAGAGACAAGCACAACUUAUUGUAGACACUAAAUGCAGGAGGAAAGGAUUCCGACCGCCGUAUCCCAGGAAAUAA
This is a messenger RNA of Papilio xuthus (Asian swallowtail), 1593 nucleotides long. RefSeq names its product Coiled-coil domain containing protein 151 (gene CCDC151). The coding region runs from base 1 to 1593 and encodes 530 amino acids. The record is from RefSeq and is a predicted model, not a curated record. Gene Ontology annotation, biological process: cilium movement; outer dynein arm assembly. Gene Ontology annotation, cellular component: cilium; ciliary rootlet; ciliary basal body. The transcript has 12 exons. NCBI's taxonomy places the organism in Eukaryota, Metazoa, Arthropoda, Insecta, Lepidoptera, Papilionidae.